This is a messenger RNA of Physcomitrium patens, 1472 nucleotides long. RefSeq lists its product as uncharacterized. Lineage: Eukaryota; Viridiplantae; Streptophyta; Bryopsida; Funariales; Funariaceae. The record is from RefSeq and is a predicted model, not a curated record. Gene Ontology annotation, cellular component: membrane; endoplasmic reticulum. Gene Ontology annotation, biological process: endoplasmic reticulum tubular network organization; membrane organization.
GUGAAGGUUCUAUGCGACGAGCCUACGCAACUCCAUUAGGGUUGGCUUCCAGUGUGGUUUCCGUUUUGCCUGUGUUUCAGUUUUCAAGUGCGGAGGAAGUGUCAAUUUUGCCUUUGUCUGUCUCAAUGUAAACUGCAUCUUUAUAAACGGACAUCGGAGGAUAGUGUGUGGGACAGCUAUGGUGGGAGCAAACCAGGUGGAGAAGCGCGCAGCGGCGGAGGCGUACGACUUUGACAGUGAUUCCCGGUGGUCUAAUUACUGGAACAAUGUGCUGAUUCCGCCACAAAUGAGUGCCCGGCCUGAAGUCCGGCGUCACUACCAGCUCAAAUUUUACCAGCGGUACAUCGAUCCAGAGCUUGAAGUGGACUCUCUUUCAAGCGUGAAAAACAGCUCCUCAGCUAGUUCUGCAUUUCCGUCUGGUCCAAAUAUAUCGGUUCAUCAACGUCCAGCUGCUGCAGGGGCAAGCACAGCUCGCAGCGCGGCUGAGAACAUCCCGCCACGACCUCCUCCACGCGCUGCACCUAGAGCUGAUGGCACUCUUCAACUUGACCAGAAAUCUUUUCAGUUUCUCAACAAUGCAUGGGUUGCGGUAAUGGCUAUUCUGGCUAUGUUUCCAUUUUCACCGCGAGGUAUUUCUGAUCGAGGAUACCGCUUCUCAUUAGCAGGCUCUGCUGUUGCGUGUGCUCACUCUCUUUACCUAAACCAUCGGAGACCCCGUGCCUGGACUUUAGAAGCACUGCAGCAGUGGAUGCAGAUUAUUGUUCCUUCCAAAGAUUUCUUGUCAUUUAUGUUCUCUGUUAUAUUUUUCUCGUCCAUGUACCCCGUCAAGUUUGCGGUGAUCCCUGUUCUUUGCCGGUCUUUGGAGCAAGCAGUGAUGUUCUUGCGCGGAAAUUUUAACAACACGCAGCUUUACAAGAGAUUUCUUAAGAGGGCUUGUGACCUGCUGGCAAAUAACCGGACAAUGUUGCACAUGAUAAGUGCCAAUGCAGAGAUUGGAAUUGGUUUCCAGUUGAUUUUUAUGAUACUUACGCCUCAACGUAAUAUUGUUCAAGCGUUGAUCUACUGGCAGUUAUUGAAGCUCUACUAUAGAGCACCAAACACUUCUUUGUAUCAUCAUCAAAUCUGGUCAAGAAUAGGCGCGAAAGUCAAUCCUUUGAUUCAUCGCUUUGCACCAGUCUUGGAGCGGCCAAUUGAUUAUGUGCGGAACUGGUUUUUGAGUUAGUUGACAUCUCUGUGCAAAGAAUAACAGCACCUGCUUUUCUCGUCACAUUCUCUUGAGGAGCCCUCUAGUCAUAUGCAAGAGGAGACAUGUAGACAAUCCUAGUGAGGAGUGACCAACGUAAUAUUGUUCAGCAGUUGUAGGAUCUGCACCCAAACUAGGACUCGUCCGUCCUGUAUCUCGGCUCGAAUGUAAACAUUUCUACUCUAGAUGUAGAAACUUCUCAUCUUAAUUAAGCAUUCUUUUAUCCAUA